AUGACAAAUCAAGAAAUGAGAACUGUACGGUUGACAGUUAUCGCAGCAGAUGGCCUAUAUAAAAGAGAUGUUUUUCGGUUACCUGAUCCUUUUGCAGUUGUUACCGUUGAUGGUGAACAAACACAGACUACUUCUUUUAAAAAAAGAGAUCAAGGUUUUUUAGGUGUAAUUAAUGUUCAAAUUGGUGAUGUGUUUGAUGUUAAUACUGGUGGUGAUGUCUCAUCGCGGCCAACGAGUAUUUCAACUACAACACCUUCAACAUCAUCUGGUGUCACUCAAAAUGGUGCUAUUGUAAGCCCAAGUCCUGGAUCUGGACAUUCCUCAACAAACAGGACAUUUUCAUCAUUUGAAGAUCAAUAUGGAGCUUUGCCGCCUGGCUGGGAAAGGCGCGUUGAUCAUUUAGGACGUACUUAUUAUGUCGAUCAUAAUACUCGAACAACUACUUGGGUAAGACCAUCGACGAAUGCAACUGCAACUCAAAGAUUACAAGAGCAACAAAAUAUAACAGAAUUAGAACGCCGCCGUCAUAACAAUCGUACACUUCCUGAGGAAAGGCUACCAACAAAUUCUUCGCCAUUACCUAAUAAUAAUUCAUCAUCUACAUCUCUUGCAAAUUCUAAUGCAGAAACAUCAACAAGUUCUCCAGCAACGAAUGGUAUAAUACCAGUAAGUGGCGCAACAACAGCUGGAUUUGGUCCAUUACCACCUGGUUGGGAACAAAGAGCAACGCCAGAAGGUAGACCUUAUUUUGUAGAUCAUAAUACUAGAACAACAACAUGGGUUGAUCCUCGUAGGCAACAAUUCAUUCGGAUGUAUGGUGGAAAUGCCAAUAAUGUCACAGUUCAACAACAACCAGUAUCUCAACUUGGACCUUUACCUUCUGGAUGGGAAAUGCGUUUAACUAGUACAGCAAGGGUAUAUUUUGUAGAUCAUAAUACAAAAACAACAACAUGGGAUGAUCCGAGAUUACCUAGUAGUCUGGAUCAAAAUGUGCCUCAAUAUAAGCGAGAUUUCCGUAGAAAACUUAUUUAUUUCAGGUCUCAACCAGCACUUCGUCCUGUUCCAGGGCAAUGUCACAUCAAAGUUAGACGUAAUUUUAUUUUUGAAGAUGCCUAUUCGGAAAUUAUGCGUCAACAACCACAAGAACUUAAAAAACGUUUAAUGAUUAAAUUUGAGGGAGAAGAUGCGCAUGAUAACUACACACUUCAAAUUAAUCCUCAUUCAGGAAUUAAUCCUGAACAUCUCAAUUAUUUUAAAUUUAUUGGCCGUGUAGUUGGUCUUGCAAUAUUUCAUCGUAGAUUUUUAGAUGCAUUUUUCAUCACAUCAUUUUACAAAAUGAUUUUAAAAAAGAAAGUUGGGCUACCUGAUAUGGAAAGUGUUGAUGCAGAUUUUUUUAGGAGUUUAAAAUGGGCUUUAGAUAAUGACAUUACAGAUGUUUUAGAUCUGACAUUCUCAACAGAGGAUGAUCGAUUUGGUGAAGUGGUGACCGUUGACUUAAAACCAAAUGGAAGAGAUAUUCCUGUUACAGAAGAAAGCAAAAAAGAAUAUAUUGAACAUAUAACUGAGUGGCGUAUUUCAAAACGUAUUGAAGAACAAUUUAAAGCAUUUAUGGAAGGAUUUAAUCAAUUAAUACCUCAAGAUUUGAUUUCAGUUUUUGAUGAACGUGAAUUAGAGGUUGGAACAGAGAUUGACGUGGAUGAUUGGAAGAAGCAUACUGAUUAUAGAGGCUAUACUGAAUCUGAUGAAGUUAUACAGUGGUUCUGGAAGUGUGUAAGAUCAUGGGAUUCAGAAAAGAAAUCUCGUUUACUGCAAUUCACCACUGGAACAUCACGUAUCCCUGUCAAUGGAUUUAAAGAUUUACAAGGUAGUGAUGGACCUAGAAGAUUUACAAUAGAGAAGGCAGGUGAUAUUACUCAAUUACCAAAAAGCCAUACUUGCUUCAAUCGUAUUGACUUGCCACCAUAUAAAACAUAUGAUGCAUUGGUAGCAAAAUUAACACUAGCUGUAGAAGAGACCAUAGGAUUCGGACAAGAAUAA
Molecule: messenger RNA, 2037 nt
Organism: Entrophospora sp. SA101
Lineage: Eukaryota; Fungi; Glomeromycota; Glomeromycetes; Entrophosporales; Entrophosporaceae
Source: the annotation of a GenBank genome assembly